Molecule: messenger RNA, 1191 nt
Organism: Talaromyces proteolyticus
Lineage: Eukaryota; Fungi; Ascomycota; Eurotiomycetes; Eurotiales; Trichocomaceae
Product: Alpha/Beta hydrolase protein
Exons: 7
Coding region: 1-1191 (396 amino acids)
Biological process (GO): epoxide metabolic process
Molecular function (GO): epoxide hydrolase activity
Source: RefSeq, a predicted model, not a curated record
AUGUCUCUCCCAUUCAGCACUCUACCCUCCAGCGCGAGGGUCUCCGCUACCCCCUUCAAGGCAGCCAUCCCCAAGACCAAGCUCUCCGAGCUCAAGACGCUGAUCGAGCUCGCAAAGCUUGCGCCGCACACGUACGAGAACUCGCAGACAGGCUGUCGCUAUGGCAUAACGACGGACUGGAUCGCCACUAUUCGAGACCAGUGGCUGGGAUCCUAUCAUUGGACAACAUCCGAAGAUCACAUCAAUAGCUUCCCGCAGUUCACAACCGAUGUGGAAGGUCUCACGAUCCAUUUUGUAGCCUUCUUUUCUGAGAAGAAAGACGCGGUGCCUAUCUUAUUUCUUCAUGGAUGGCCCGGAAGUUUUCUGGAGUUUCUCCCCAUGCUUCAGAUGUUUCGGGAGGAGUUCACCCCAGAUACUCUGCCGUACCACUUGAUCGUGCCCUCAUUGCCAGGCUUCACCUUUUCGUCUGGGCCUCCCUUGGAUCGAAACUUUGAGAUCUCCGACAUCGCCAGGGUUAUGGACCAGCUGAUGAAAGAUAUCGGUUUUGAGAGUGGAUAUAUUGCUCAGGGUGGCGACAUUGGCAGUCGGAUAGCUAGGAACUUGGCUGUAGACCAUGAUAGCUGCAAAGUCAAUGUUUGUGCCAUGAGGCGGCCUGACGGCAUGACUGAUGACCGCCUCGAUGCUUUUGAAAAGCGCGGUGUUCAAAGAAUGUCAGAUUUCGUAACUACAGGAUCUGCAUACGCUAUGGAACAUGGCACACGUCCGAGUACUAUCGGCCAUGUGCUCUCCACUAGCCCGGUUGCUCUCCUUGCGUGGAUUGGCGAGAAGUUCCUGGAAUGGGUCGACGAUCCUCUCCCCCCUGAAGUGAUCCUGGAAUCAAUCACUCUGUACUGGUUGACCGAGACGUUUCCUCGAGCAAUCUACACCUAUCGUAUGCUCUAUCCUCCGCCACCCAUCCCGAUUAACAAUGAUCCCCGCUGGUAUAUCCACAAGCCUCUUGGAUUUUCCUCCUUCCCCAUGGAGCUUGCACCGGUCCCCCGCUCAUGGGUGGAGACGACGGGCAACUUGGUGUACUGGAGGCAGCACCAAAAGGGUGGACACUUUGCAGCGCUGGAACAGCCUCGAGAGCUAAAGACCGACGUCACCAAGUUUGUUGACCAGGUGUGGCCGGGAAUAGUGGGAUUCACCUGA